Histoplasma mississippiense is the source of this 594-nucleotide messenger RNA. RefSeq lists its product with no specific name. The record is from RefSeq and is a predicted model, not a curated record. Gene Ontology annotation, molecular function: oxidoreductase activity, acting on the CH-CH group of donors. Lineage: Eukaryota; Fungi; Ascomycota; Eurotiomycetes; Onygenales; Ajellomycetaceae. Bases 1 to 594 code for a protein of 197 amino acids. The transcript has 5 exons. Gene Ontology annotation, biological process: very long-chain fatty acid biosynthetic process.
AUGGCUUCGAACAACAUCACCCUUAACGUCAAGUCUCGAGGCAAGCCAAUCUCCAAGCUUCCUCGGGAGCUAUCAAUUAAUCCCAAUGCAACCGGACCGGAGCUAUACAACGCCAUUGCUGUAAAGUGCGGGCUCAGCAUACACCGCAUCAGGAUCACCAAGGCCAGUGAUGGUACCGCAAUCCACAACAGCAACAAUGCCACCAUACACUCCACAGGCCUCCGAAACCAAAGUACCAUCUACGUAAAAGAUUUAGCUGGCGAACCGUCUACCUCAUCGAGUCUUGCGCUAUUCGUCUUUGGUCAACUUGCAAAUCUAAACUCGCAUGUAGUGCUACGGAAUCUCCGUCGACCGGGCACGAGCGAGCGAGGCAUCCCGUCCGGCUUCGGGUUUAGCCUCGUGACGUGCCCAAAUUACCUGUUCGAGGUGAUCGCUUGGGUCGGUGUUUAUCUGGUGAGCGGGCUGAAUUGGAGCAUGGUGCUAUUUAUCGUCGUGGCGUGCACGCCGAUGAUUAUCUGGGGAAAGCAGAAGGAACGCGCGUAUCGUACAGAGUUUGGCGAUAAGUAUAAAAAGAAACGGUCCGAGGGUCAUUGA